AUGGCCGGCUACUAAUUUUCCCAAAAAAAAAAAAAAAAUUCUCUAUCACCAAACACCCUCUAGAGAUUCACUCCAUCAUCCAAUAUUCACGGAUGCUUUCACAUUCAGCAUUCCGUAAUUUUAUCCAACACGAAACCCUAUGUUACUGAGUCAACUCCGCUAUAUACCCUCGUCUCCGACCAAACGCUUCUGUCUCUCCGAUUUAUUUUUCUGCCCGUUCCUCUCCCUCUCCGGCACUUUCACAGAACAACAAGAAAAAACAUAAAGAAAGAAAGAAAGAAGGAAAAUAUGGAAGAUAAAUCUAUUCCUUUCGAAUCAAGUCACUCCGAACCAAGCACAGAUAGCAAUCACGGAUGGCAAAAGGUGACAUACGUGAAGAAGCAGAAGAAAAAGCAGCAAAAGCUGGCGGAUUCAGGCAAGGUUAUCGCCAAUGGAUCCGCCGUUCCCGGCGCUGAUAAUGUGUUUAAGUCGCUCGAGAAGCAGUCCGAUGAACGCCGCAAGAGAAUUGCCGCUCAGACGGCUGCGAUGUACGCCGUUGGAGAUGCUCCAGUUAGAUCGGCGCUGAAACAUCGGUCGGACGAUGAAGAUGAGGAUAGCGAUGCUGAAGGUGCUGUAGGUGGCGCUGAGAAUGGUUUGGUGGGGGAAAAGAAGAGGGAGAAGGUAAAGAAGCUGAAGAAACUGAAAGUUACUGUCGCUGAAGCCGCUGGGAAGAUCGAUGCAGCUGAUCUAGCUGCUUUUCUAGCUGAUAUAACUGUUUCGUAUGAAUCUCAGCAAGAAAUACAAUUGAUGCGAUUUGCGGAUUACUUUGGACGAGCAUUUGCGGCAGUGACUGGUUCACAAUUUCCGUGGUUGAAAUUAUUCAGGGAGUCCCCGAUAAGUAAAAUCGCAGAUGUUCCUGUUUCACACCUUCCUGAACCAGUUUAUAGAAAUUCAGUGGAUUGGAUCAACCAACGUUCUUUCGAGGCUCUUGGAUCAUUUGUGUUGUGGGGACUGGACAGCAUUCUUGUGGACUUAACAGUCCAACUAGCAGGUUCUAAGGGCUCCAAGAAAGGUGGUCAUCAAACAUCGUCAAAAUCUCAGGUCGCCAUGUUUUUGGUUUUGGCAAUGGUACUACGACGAAAGCCUGAUGUUUUAAUCACCAUACUCCCGAUGCUUCGGGAAAGCCCAAAGUAUCAGGGACAAGACAAACUUACAGUUAUUGCAUGGAUGAUAGUCCAGUCCUGUCAGGGCGAUCUAUGUGUUGGAUUGUACUUCUGGGCACAUCAUACCUUGCCUUUAGUUGGAGGAAAAACAGGUUCCAAUCCGCAGAUGAGGGACUUGAUUUUGCAGGUGGUAGAAAGGAUUUUCUCUGCUCCAAAAGCUCGUACAAUUUUAGUAAAUGGGGCUGUUAGGAAGGGACAACGGCUGAUGCCACCUUCAUCCCUUGACCUGCUUCUACGAGUCACUUUCCCCGCUCCUUCUGCGCGAGUUAAGGCAACUGAAAGGUUUGAGGCAGUAUAUCCCACUCUUAAGGAGGUUGCACUUGCUGGUUCCCCUGGAAGCAAAGCAAUGAAGCUAGUUUCACAACAGAUACUUCUACUAGCUGUAAAAGCAGUUGGAGGAGGCAAUCCAGAACUAUCUCGAGAGGCAUCUAACAUAUUCAAUUGGUGUUUGACCCAGAGCGCUGACUGUUAUAAGCAGUGGGACAAGAUUUACCUGGAUAACAUAGAAGCAAGUGUUGCAGUGUUGAGAAAGCUCGCUGAGGAGUGGAAGGAGUUAUCAAGGACACAGUCUUCUCUCGAGGCUUUAAAGGAGACUCUCAAGAGCUUCAGGCAAAAGAAUGAGAAAUCAUUAAUUGGUGGAGUGGAUGCUCACCGGUCACACUUCAGAGAUGCAGAUAAGUACUGUAAGAUGUUGUUAGCGAGUCUGGCUCGUGGACGUGGGUGUCUGAAAGGAAUCGGUGUUGUUCUUUUGGCUAUGGCUGUGGGGGUUGCUAUUGUGUCACAGAACCUGGAGGAUUGGGAUUGGAACAAGUUUUCAGUUUUGCUCAAUGCCCCGGAGUCCUAAGUUAUCUGCACUAGAAGAGUUGAACAUGGAGUGUUCUUUUUUAACAAUUCAUGGUCUCAGCAGCAAAUGAAAAAUUGGUCCACAAAACUUUAUUUAACUUAUGAGAAACAGGUAGCUACAUGAAAUGUCAUUGGAUACUGAACCGGAAAGUGGAGAAAUAGGGAUACUUAUUUUCAGAAAAGGACGAGUCAUGUUGAAUUUAUUAAGUCUUGUUUUGACCCGUCUGUUAGUUUGAGUGGUCGGCAUCUUAGACGUUAAUUCAGUUUUCAACAUCUUUCAGUUCAAGCAAAUUGAUCAUUACUAGAAUACUGAUGUAAUUUCAACGGGUAUGAUAAUCCAAAAGGAUUCAAUCCUUGCCAAAAUAAUUUUUAGGUG
Capsicum annuum is the source of this 2421-nucleotide messenger RNA. RefSeq lists its product as uncharacterized. Lineage: Eukaryota; Viridiplantae; Streptophyta; Magnoliopsida; Solanales; Solanaceae. The coding region runs from base 289 to 2046 and encodes 585 amino acids. The transcript is spliced from 10 exons. Gene Ontology annotation, cellular component: endoplasmic reticulum; Golgi apparatus. The record is from RefSeq and is a predicted model, not a curated record.